Owenia fusiformis is the source of this 1479-nucleotide messenger RNA. The record is from the annotation of a GenBank genome assembly. Lineage: Eukaryota; Metazoa; Annelida; Polychaeta; Sabellida; Oweniidae.
AUGCUUUAUGAGUUACUUCUAGCCAGCACAGUGCUGUGUUUAACAUAUAACAUUUACAAGUACAUGGUCAAGAAAACCAUAAAACUUCCAGGACCCAGAGGUUUACCAUUCAUUGGAAACAUCCAUAGCUUUAUUCAAGAUGGAGGCCCAGUUUGGCAAGUUCAAAAAUGGGCAAAUAAAUAUGGUGAUACAUUCAAAAUAAACAUUCUUGGUGAAGAAAUCGUCAUACUGAGUGAUUAUGAUAGUAUCUAUGAGGCACUCGUAGAAAGAUCAAAUGAUUUUGCUGGAAGGCCUUUCGAAAAAUCAUACGUAACGAAAAAAUUGUUUUCUCAUGGCAUAUUCAUACAGGAUUUUACUCAAAGGUUUGAAGCAAACAAGAAACUAGGAUCACGUGGACUCAAACAGCAUGGGGAUGGAAUCGGUAGAAUUGUGAACCUCUCAAAUGAAAACAUAAGCCAGACAGUAAAGGAGUUUAAAGAAGAAAAUGGUCAACCUUUCCAACCUCAUGACAAACUUCAAAAUCUGUUUUGUCGGAUCAUUAUAUGUGUGCUGCUUGGUGAAAAUACGCCCUAUAAAGAGGAUGACGGAGAAUUCGCUAGGAAAUGGUUAGAGGACAUCGAGGUGAAUUUAAGAGGGCCAUUUUUCUAUCUUAUACAGAUGUUCCCAUGGACACGUUACUUUGGCAACCCUGUUUAUUCGACAAUGAAUGAAAUGAUGAAAUGCCGUAACAAAACCUUUACGGAGUGGAUUGAAAGGUUCAAACAUUAUAAACAGGAAAGUGGUGAGAGGACACUUAUUAAAGAGUUAUUGGCCGCUAAGGAGGACGGCAAAAUGACAGAUGAUGGUAUUUUUGGAAUCAUGAUUGAAACUUUCAUUGCAGGAAUUUUCACAACACAUACAACCACAUCCGGAUUCCUACUUGCAAUGAUGAAUUUUCCUGACAUUCAAAGUAAGCUCCAUGAGGAAAUUGAUCAUGUGAUUGGCAAAGACCAGCUUCCAGAGCUAUCAGAUCGUGAGAAGAUGCCAUAUAUGGAAGCAACAAUUCUUGAAACACUGCGUUACAUGUCGAUGAUCACACCAAUCUUCCAUAAAACUACUUGUGAUACCAAUAUAGCUGGUUGUGAUCUCCCAAAGAAUACACAGGUUUGGAUGAACUUAUAUGGCAUGCACCAUGAUAAACGUUACUUCAAACACAACCCAGAUUCUUUUGUUCCUUCACGAUUCCUUGACUCUGAUGGCCAUCUAGUUCCACAUGAGGAAAGAAAAGCGGUACUGGCAUUUGGAGCAGGUAGACGCGUCUGUUUGGGAGAAGUUCUUGCAAAAACCAGGAUGUUUCUCCUCUUUACACAGCUGUUACAAAACUUUUACUUCGAGCAAGCUGACCCAGAAAAUCCUGUCCUGUUUGAUAUGAGGAAAUUCAUAGCUGGGCCUGAUACUUUAGUCGCAACUAAAUUUAAGAUAGUAGCGAAACCUCGUUAG